Apis dorsata (giant honeybee) is the source of this 1109-nucleotide messenger RNA. Its product is annotated as dnaJ homolog subfamily C member 28. The record is from RefSeq and is a predicted model, not a curated record. Lineage: Eukaryota; Metazoa; Arthropoda; Insecta; Hymenoptera; Apidae. The transcript has 5 exons. The coding region runs from base 19 to 1095 and encodes 358 amino acids.
CAUUUAUUUUUUAAAAACAUGUUAAGAUUUAAUCAAUAUAAUAGGAAAUCAGUUAAAAAUAUAAUUUGUGUUCCAUAUUGGGAAUUUAUGUUGAUGAAAAGAUUUAAACAUCAACAUAAUAUGAAGAAAUGGUAUCAAACUCUAGAAGUUGCAGAAGAUUGUGAAGAUGAGACAUUAAGAUUAGCAUUUGUUUAUCAAGCAAAAAGAUUCCAUCCAGAUAGUGGUACAUCAGAAGCUAAUGCAACUAAAUUUUCUGAAAUUGAAACUGCUUAUAGACAAAUUCGUAAAGCAAGAAUAGAAAAGAAAGAAAAUUGUACAAAUCUACCUGAAGUUGAAGAAUUUGAUAUUAAACAUACUGCACCACAACAUCGUCAUUAUUUAGUUUAUAAUGUAGGUAUUGGAACACAUAGCAAAAGACAAAAAUUAUAUACAAUGGAAAGAGCUCAAAAAGCAGUUGAUAGUGUACUGGAACAUAGAUUAAAAAAAUUACAAACUGAAGAACGUAAUACAUUAGUUGGAAUGGAUAAACAACAUGCAAAAAAUAUUAAAACACGUUUUGGUAUGGAUCGUUUAGUAGAAGAUUUAAUUCAAGAAGCAAUGAAUAGAGGUGAAUUUAAAGAUUUACCAGGAAUGGGUAAACCAUUAAAAGAGAAUACAAAUACUCGAAAUCCAUAUGUUGAUUUUGUUACUUACAAAUUAAAUGAGAUAUUAAUAGAAAAUGGAUUUACUCCGGAAUGGAUACAAUUAUCUAAAGAAAUUAGAGAAGAAACACAAGAUUUACGAAAAAAAUUAAUAAAUGCUCGUAGUAAAGUUGGACAUAUUCCAUUAAAUUAUAAAGAUGAAAAAACUUGGAAGAAUAUUGUAGAAAAUUUUAAAUCUAAAACAAAAGAAAUAAAUAUUAAAAUCGACAAAUACAAUUUAUUGGUACCUAUACUUCAGAAACAAAUGCUUCAUGUUAAAUUAGAGGAUCUUGCAAAAGAAGCACUUUCGACACCAGCACAAGAAACAUUAAAAGAAAAAGUAAAUUCUGAUAUCUCUGUCGAAAGAAAGGAUAAUUUAUUAACAGGAAUGAUAUCUUCGAUUUUUAGUAAAUAAUUUUAUAGAACAUA